This is a messenger RNA of Synchiropus splendidus (mandarinfish), 2797 nucleotides long. It is a transcript of the gene tmem275a, whose product is annotated as transmembrane protein 275a. Lineage: Eukaryota; Metazoa; Chordata; Actinopteri; Syngnathiformes; Callionymidae. The record is from RefSeq and is a predicted model, not a curated record. Bases 332 to 922 code for a protein of 196 amino acids. The transcript is spliced from 2 exons.
GGCAGCGUCCAGAGGGACGCGGACACUAAACCUAGUGACUCCGCACCGACUCCAGAUGUUCCGCGCGCCGUCUCCUCUCAUAUCCGCGUGACAUGUCGCGCAUCCACGCUUGCGUCCGUCCAUGUCGUCUCCCCCUCUGACUGAGCUGCUGUCAUGACUUGUGCCCUCAGGAGCGACUCCAGGACGAACCCUCCUCUCCAUGCGUCCCUUCUGCGCGUCGGGAUUUAGGUCUGCUGGAAGAUCCUCGCCGAAAUAAAGGAUGGGACCACUCCGGCACGUCGACAUAAGGGGCCAAAGCUAAAGAUUCUAGAUUAAAUAAAGGUGAUAAAAAAUGGUUAUCACAGACAGAAACGCUCCUGCUGCCAAGAAGGAGCAGCAGAAGAAGAAGAGAAGCUCCCGUCCUCAUGGGCUCCCCUCCCCAGCGCUGUGCUGCGCCUGUGGUCUAUGCAUCAUGCUGGCUGGACUAAACAUCACCCUGGUGGGCGCCUUCGCCUUCAGCACACUGGUGCCUUCUGCCAACCCUCCGAUCAUCAUCGGACCCAUCCUCCUCCUCGUGGCCUUUUCCUUUUUCGGGGCUUGUUGCGUCUGCAGCCGGCUUCCUCCGCCUCACAGCUCGCAGAGGUCCAAGAUGGGAGGCAGGGGAAUGGGUCUCAUGGGCCAAGGUGGGCUGGCAGGAGGGGCGGCGUUCGAGAUAGAGACCAGCGAGCACACGCUGCAGGACACUACGGCUGUGCAGCUCAGCCCUACGUCCUCCCCUGGAUCCUCGCGGGUGUCCAGCCCAGAGAAAGAGACUCCUGAUCUCACCCUCCCGGGGACCUGCAAGCUCUUCACCAUGGAGACCAACGGUCCCUCUUGCACCUACUCGGCCUCCACAGGCGGCGAGGUGAGGCUCAACCUGCCUCGUGAGGAAGUGGUCACUUAGAUUUGAGGAGUGUUUAGUCUUUGUGUUUCUAUAUACCAGUCCACUUCUGAUGAAACGCAUGCAGCAUCCACAUCCACGGGGACCACAGCCUCCCUUCUCUGUUGUGUCCUUCCCUAAACAAGAGUCUCUCAAGGUCGGGCGGCAGCGAUCGCUGAAAGGUCACUGAUGGACGACUUGAAGACGAGGGCGGCGACAUGUGCCAUAGUGAAUGUCCUCAAGUGCUGAACUUGUUUGGGGUGCAUUAAAUAUUAAAGGUUGCUGGGGUCCCACAGCAAUAUCCUCUCAUCUAAGAUGCAGUUGAUAUCAGCGCUAUUUUCAUCCUGUAAGUGACUCACUCUUUCAUCAUGGUGAGUCUCUCUUCACACAACGUCAUUUUAAGCAGACAGAAAUAUGUUAUUUGUCCCCCCGAGGAGGCGGAAAGUACUUGACUGUAGCCUGCAAUAAUAAAAUAUAGACAUAGUUAUUGCAAAUAUGACAUCAAACAUGGAGGACAGUGACAAUGACCAGACAGGAAAAACUAGAAUGAUGACAUUCCUGCUCCUAUUAGGCCCAUUUUUUGACCACUGUACUCACUGAUAUGGAUUUUUGUGCUGCGUGGGCUCAACCCUGCAAAAAACACUUUGAUUCAAAUAUCUAUUUUCUUGAUCCAAAUUUGUCGUAACAAAGCAAAUGAUCAAUAUAGGAAAUGCACUAUUCUACUCUCAGGUUUGCAGUGGGGCUUUUUCAUGUGUAUGCCAUGAAAAUACAUUUUGAGAAUGUAAUGAUAAAAAAAAAGUUGGUGAGAAGUACACAACAGUUAAGGAAUAUUACUCUGAACUCCCUGAUGUAAACAUUGUGACUCAGACUUUCUUCAGACCGAUCAGAUCUUAGCAGUAUUUCACGAUAAAUUGAAGACGUGUCUACAAAAUCUACACAAGGUGUUGAAAAUGACUUUGAAUUUCUUGUUAUAUCUGGGUAUAUGUCACAAAAAACACACACGUUUUUAUGUUCUUGAAGUAACUUGAUAUGUAUUUAUUUAUUCAGCUAAUGCAUAUGAGGGGAACUGUUCACUUCAUUGGCAUAUAGAGUGACAACACUCAAGCACUGGAGAAUUAUUCAUGACAAAACAACAUGCACAUCUCUAUUGCAUCAAAUAAAUAGAUCACUUUUCACGCAGGAGUCAAGCGCAUAUUGACGCCUGCAUUUUCAUAUCUGUGGUAUUUCAAUGAUCAUAUGCCAAUCACUCACAAGGGCUGGGCUGUUAGUUUAAUAAAAAAAAAUAAAAAAAACUAGGGUGAUAGUUGAGGGGACUGUUUUUAAUGUGUAAUCAUUUGGCUUUUUAUGAUGAGGGCUAAAUGAAGGACGUCAUUGAAAACUUUAUAGUACAGUCACGAGUGAAGCUCUAAGGUGAAUCACAGUUGUCGUGAGAUGUUUUGUACCCCUCGUCCAAUGGAUCCCCCCCUCGCGAAGUGUCGUGUGAUGUCCUCCAACUGCUUCUACGGACUUGCCAAAAGAGACAUUCCGAGUGAUUUCCUGUGAACGUUGCCUUAGACUGACACAUCAGGAUUCAACAUAUGAGGGCUAUUUUACAAUUUUUAAAGGAAGUUUUGUUUGUGGUUUUACCGCAUGCCAUCAGAAGAAGCAACGGAAGAAACAAGCCAGGGCCUUCAGCCUGUCUGCCCAUCACUCCACUCGUUUCUGUUCACUUGUCUCACUCUGAACCAGGGCUGAGGUUUAUGUUUGCAUGUGGAGACGUCACUUGUGGAAAUCCUGUCGCCGAGUGUCGUGUUGACUGUGUAUUUUAGUUUCUGUAGCACAGGACUGAUGUAAAAAUGGCAAAAUAUUUUGGUGAAAAUUUGAAUUGGUCUAUUUUACAAGGAAGAAAUAAAGGUGAAA